GUGUGUGUGUGUGNGUGUGUGUGUGUGUGUGUGUGUGUGUGUGUGUGUGUGUGUGUGUGUGUGUGUGUGAAAGUAGCUAUUGAUGUGUUGUUGCAGUUUUUCUAUAGUAGAAACCAAAAUGCAGGUAUCAAGGCUGGAGAAACUAGAGGAAGAGUAGAGCCUUAGUAAAAAAAAAUAAAAAAAAUAGGGUUGACCAGGCAACACUGUGCUAACUUUAUAAAAAAAAAACACUGAAGCACAAAGAAACAAAUAUGGAUCAGUUACAAAAAAUAAAGAAAGAAUGUCAGCUGAGUGUAUUUCUGCCAGGAGGAGUGAUUACUGAGUGGGAACAGGUGAGUAGAAUGAACAGACACAGAGCAGGUGUGAAUGCUGAGCUGAAUGCCAGGAUGACUGAGAGAAACUGGCCAGUGACACAGAGACCGUGCUGGCUCUUCUUCAGGCCCUGUCAGGGUCCCCGGACCUCAGUUUGGGAUUCCUCUCCCGGAAGUGGGCGGUGGAGUCACCGUCACCACACUGGUCACACCACCGUCGACACCAGAGCCUGCUGGGAUGAAGCUGGCCACCGGAGAAGCACGAGAAGAUCUGAUCCGAGUCUGGUGAAAACAGCGCGGCGCGGUGAGCAGCUGGGACCGUCUGGGCUUCAGGAGAAGAGGAGGAAACGACGCCUGUUGCCAACAUGAUGGAAGAAAUCGACAGAUUCCAGGUGCCGAGCGCGGUGCAGGAGGCAGAGAUGCAGUCUGAGAUGCAGCCGCUGGAUCCUGCUUCAUCCACUGCUUCAGAGGCAGACUCAGACACCAGGGAGGGAGAACCAGUUACUGUCAACUACAAGCCCUCACCCCUGCAAAUGAAAAUAGAGAAACAAAGAGAGCUGGCCAGGAAGGGCUCGUUAAAGAACGGCACCACUGUAGGUAGUCCCGUCAACCAACAGCCCAAGAAGAACAACGUGAUGGCCAGAACACGGUUGGUAGUGCCGAAUAAAGGCUAUUCCUCUUUAGACCAGAGUCCAGAUGAAAAGCCCCUUGUGGCUUUAGAUACAGACAGCGAUGAUGAUUUCGACAUGUCUAGAUACUCUUCAUCAGGCUACUCUUCUGCUGAG
Austrofundulus limnaeus is the source of this 1096-nucleotide messenger RNA. RefSeq names its product family with sequence similarity 219 member Ab (gene fam219ab). NCBI's taxonomy places the organism in Eukaryota, Metazoa, Chordata, Actinopteri, Cyprinodontiformes, Rivulidae. The record is from RefSeq and is a predicted model, not a curated record.